AUGUCAAGUCGACAACUCAAGAAGCUGCAGAAGCAAAAAGAGCUUCUAAAGCUGCAGGAGCUCGCCGGCAAUGACGACGAGUCCUCUGAGGAGGAGGUCGCGCCACCCAAACCUCGCGUCAGCGCCUUUGCCGGUUUUGCAGCGCUCGGAGGCAACGAUGACGACGACAGCGACGAGAAGGUCGACCAAGACGAGGAGGGGCAGGACAUGAAAGAGGAAGAGGAAGAGGAAAUUUCCCAGCCAACGCCGGCGAAGAAGAACAAGAAGCCCAAGAAGAAGAAGAAGGCAAAGAAGGCGGAGACCGCACAACCCGAGGAGAAAGAAAUCAAGCAGAAGGGCGGACUGGACGAGAUCGACCUCGCAUUGAAGGAGCUGAGCCUGAAGCCACAAGCACAGACUGCAGCAGCCCAGGAGACGCAUGCAAACUAUGAUGUGAACCUGGCACGCUUGCUGAGCAUAAACUUCGACCACUUGAAGGUCAUCAAGGAGCUGAGGGCGAUGUUCGGUCAGGAAACGAUUGACUCGGUACGCAGCCAGGAGGAGAGCCAGGCCCGGGACGACCGGCGCAGGAACCAACGGCGAGGCCAUAUCGAUGUCAACAUGGAGAUGUACCUGAAGGGAAAGCCGGGUGAGAAGAUACCCGAUGUGGUCCUGAGGAAAAACCCAUUCAUGCAGGGAAAGGACUUCUGGCCCCGGGCAUCAGCAGGCGGGCUCAAGAUGCAGGCCGUCACGGACGAGAGGGUGGAGCCGACGGAAUACAGAUUCACACACGACCGGAGCUACGGCCUGCUGGAGAUGCAAUUCUACAGCCUGGUUGACAUGAUGGACCCGAUGCGGAUUGUCCACUUCGUACACGACAACCCAUACCACGUCAACUCGCUCAUCACGACGAACAAGGUGGCGAUCAGAGAUUCGAACGCGGCUCUUGCGGCGGAUCUCCUCGAGCGGGCUUUGUUUACGUUUGGGCGUGUCACCCUGUCGUCGUUCAGGAAGAAGCUGGAGAGAGGAGUAGCCCGUCUCGACUUCAGGCGGCCGGAGAAUAGGCAAUUUUGGCUGGCUGGUUACCACUACAUUAAGAGCCUGAUGCAGAAGGGGACCUACAACACUGCCCUGGAAUGGACGAAACUCUUUCUCAGCCUCUCGCCAAAUGACGAGUAUGGCAUGUUGAACUUCACGCACGUGCUUGCGGUCUACGCUUACGAGUCCGAAUGGUUCAUCGAGCUCUGCAAUUCCUCGUACUUCAACAGCGAUGAGUACGACCUGCCGAUGAAGGAGUACUACAGGCAGAGCUGCGUCCUCGCGAAGCUCCUGAUCAACGACCGGGAGGGCGCGCUCAAGGAUCUCGUCCACGGCAUGGAGACGCUGCCGUGGCUAUACUCGUCCCUGUGCAGCGCAGUCAACAUCGACACACCGCGGGCGAUCUGGGGCGUGCAGCCGCGCAACGAUGACGACGCGCUCUACACGGAGCUUUACAUCCACAUGGCCAAGGAUCUAUGGAAGAAGGAGCGCGACGCGAUCCCACUGCUCAAGGAAGCGGGGGCGCUGGCGACCAAGCCCGACGUGGGCUCGCUGCCACCGGCGCGCGAGGUGCCGCAGAGCAUCGGCCGCUUCAUCUACCUCGACAACACGCCCGAGCUGAUGGGGCUCGUGCCGCCCAGCAUGCUGCACGCGUCGCCCAACUUCGACUACGACCCGCUGCCGCCGCCCAAGGAGGAGAACGUCUUCUCCAACGAGUGGCAGGAGUAUCCGUGGAGCCGGGCGGAGCACCCGGAGCGGUACCAGGCGGGCGGGAUCGAGAACCUGAUGCGCGAGGCGCAGAGAGCGCUGCAGCAGCAGCGGGCGGCACAAGGGCUGCCCGCGGAAGUGGAGGGCGGCGAAGGCGGGUUGGGCGGCGAGGGCGGCGAGGCCAUCGGAACGGAGGAACAGGGGCUGCUGGGUCGGCUGGCCAACCUGCUGCUGCCGGUAUGGAUGGCGCGGGGCGGGCAGGCUCAGGUGGACGAGGAGACGGUGGAGGACAUGAUGAGGGAGCUGGCUGGCGAGGACGGAAAUCCGUGGGCGGACUGGCCAGAGGAAGAUGACGAGGAGGGUGAGAUGCCCGACUUGAUUCCUGGUGCUUUUCCCGAGGACUCGCCUGAGGUUCGUCCACGUCUCGGCCGAGGGCGACAAGACCAAGACGAUGAUUCAGAUGACGAUGACGUACCGCCUUUGGAGCGGCCAGAGAGGGGCCAUAACUAA
Molecule: messenger RNA, 2235 nt
Organism: Diaporthe amygdali
Lineage: Eukaryota; Fungi; Ascomycota; Sordariomycetes; Diaporthales; Diaporthaceae
Product: nulp1-pending protein
Exons: 1
Coding region: 1-2235 (744 amino acids)
Biological process (GO): rescue of stalled cytosolic ribosome; ribosome-associated ubiquitin-dependent protein catabolic process
Cellular component (GO): RQC complex
Source: RefSeq, a predicted model, not a curated record